Pogona vitticeps (central bearded dragon) is the source of this 615-nucleotide messenger RNA. RefSeq names its product late endosomal/lysosomal adaptor, MAPK and MTOR activator 5 (gene LAMTOR5). The record is from RefSeq and is a predicted model, not a curated record. NCBI's taxonomy places the organism in Eukaryota, Metazoa, Chordata, Lepidosauria, Squamata, Agamidae. Gene Ontology annotation, cellular component: Ragulator complex; lysosome; cytoplasm. Gene Ontology annotation, biological process: cellular response to amino acid stimulus; negative regulation of apoptotic process; positive regulation of TORC1 signaling. Gene Ontology annotation, molecular function: guanyl-nucleotide exchange factor activity.
UCCAGGGAGAGCUCGCCACGUGACCAAAGGUCAGCUGACAAAGCAAGCGGCAGGCCGCAGGAAGUUGAGAGACGAGGCGAGAUGGAAGCGGCUUUGGAGCAUCAUUUGGAAGACACCAUGAAGAAUCCCUCCAUCGCGGGAGUCCUGUGCGCAGAUUCCCAGGGCUUAAAUCUGGGCUGUCGUGGCACCCUCUCAGAUGAACAUGCAGGUGUGAUAUCUGUUCUGGCCCAGCAGGCAGCCAAAUUAACUUCUGAUCCAACAGAUAUUCCUGUAGUAUGCCUUGAGUCAGAUACUGGCAAUAUCAUGAUCCAGAAGCAUGACGGCAUCACAGUGGCAGUACACAAAAUGGCAUCCUAACUCUGAACAUCCCGAACACUUCCUGCUCUUCAGCAGUGCACCUUUGUGGAACAUUCUUGAGCAGAUUGCUGUAGACUGGACAUUCAGUGUCAUGAGACAUAAACAAGUUGGACUGGACUACAACCUUUCUCCUUUGUUCAAGUUGUACCUUUUGCAUUUCAUGCUGUCAUAUAUGUAACUCUUCUGUUUUGGAACUGGAGACACCAUUUUGGUAGAAAAUACAUGUAAGAAAUCAUUCAAUAAAACCAAAUAUACUGC